Molecule: messenger RNA, 2450 nt
Organism: Amblyraja radiata (thorny skate)
Lineage: Eukaryota; Metazoa; Chordata; Chondrichthyes; Rajiformes; Rajidae
Gene: tmem260
Product: transmembrane protein 260
Exons: 16
Coding region: 14-2224 (736 amino acids)
Source: RefSeq, a predicted model, not a curated record
CGGCAGACCCAGAAUGCUGUGCAGGACUGGGGCGGUGUGUCCCAGCUCGGUGAUGGGCUUCCCUGGAAACGGGAGGCUAUCGGCCUCGGCCCUGGCCUUCCCAGCCGGGCCCGCGGCCGCCGUGCUCUUCGCUCUUGUAUUCUCUAUUUACCUGCAGACCCUGCACCCUGCGGUGCCGGGCGGCGAUUCCGGGGAGCUGUUGACGGCUGCCUGCGAGCUGGGGGUGGCACAUCCUCCUGGGUAUCCAUUGUUCACUCUUCUGGCCAGGCUAACCAUGACCAUUCUUCCGAUGGGCUCUCCGGCUUUCAGAGUGAAUGCAUUGAACGCAAUGCUGGGGGCAGCCACAGCUCCCCUGCUCUUUGACGCAGCCAGCAGAUUGUCGGGAUCCUUCGCUGGAGGGCUUCUUGCUGCAGGUCUCUUUGCCUUUUCCAGACUAGCAUGGCAAUGGUCGGUUACAACUGAAGUUUUCUCCUUCAACAAUUUCUUUGUUGGCCUCCUAAUGGCCUUGACAGUUAGAUUCAGCACAGUGUCAACUGCACGGGAAAGGACAAAGCUUUCUCUACAGGGUGCAUUCUGUUGUGGCCUGAGUCUCUGCAAUCAGCAUACGGUUAUUCUCUAUGUGAUGUAUAUUGUUCCAUGGAUUUUGCUUCGAUUACACAGAGAAAAGGAGUUGUCUGUCCGGGCCAUCUGGUGGUUGGGUCUGAGUUUUGGAGCUGGUUUGCUGCCUUACCUGUAUCUGCCCAUCUCAUCCAGCCUCAACCAAGCACGGUGGAGCUGGGGAGACCAAACCACCCUGAGAGGCUUCAGCACCCACCUGCUGCGGGAGGAGUACGGCACAUUCAAUCUGGCCAAAUCUGAGGUGGGUUCAGGACUGCUGCAUGUCUGGAGUUAUCAGAUGAUGCACAUAAAGACUGAACUGACAGCAAUCGGGGCAGCCUUGGCACUUGUGGCCAUCCCACUGCAGGGCCUAAAGAGGAGCUCCUCUCAAUCCUCAGUCUUGUGGCUUUUCACUGUGAUGCUCUGCUCUUACUCCCUGUUCUUCUCCUGGAGAGCUAACCUGGACAUUACCAAACCUCUCUUUGUUGGCGUGGUUGAAAGAUUCUGGUUACAGAGUAAUUUGGUGGUUUGUGUUCUGGCAGGCUGUGGUCUAGCUUCAGUCUCUUCUGUGCUGCAGAGAAUAAUGGGCAAUCACUCACUGUGGCGCUGGGCAGAGUGGCUCCCUGCUAUCCUCCUCACUGCUUACCAACUCCAAUGCAACUACAGGAUCUGUGACAAGAGUAACAAUGACGUAGUGGACAAAUUUGCCAGAAAUGUAUUGGGCAGCAUGCCCCCUGACUCCAUCAUCCUGCUCCGUGGUGAUCUCCCAGGAAACUCUCUGCGGUACCUCCAUUACUGUGAGAAGCAUCGGCCUGACCUCAGCCUGGUGGAUCAGGAGAUGAUGACUUACAACUGGUAUUUGCCAAAAUUGGCCAAACACUUACCCAUUGUCCGUUUCCCCGGAAAUCGCUGGCAGCCUGUUGACAUGGAGGGUUCAGCUGGGAUUGUGACUUUCAACCUGCACCAGUUAUUUAUUGAGAACAGAGAUAAGGAGAUCUUUGUGUGUAUUGGGCUGCAUGAAGGAGACUCCAGUUGGAAACAGAGUUACACCCUGUGGCCUUGGGGAAUGUGUGAAAGGCUGGUCCGGUCCACCACUCAGUUCAGCCCUGAAACCUGGAUCCAACGCACCAAGUACUUGUACAACUGGACAGAGGAAUACGGCAGCUACGAUCAAUUUUCAUGGGAAGCCGUGGCAAACGAAGAGAUGUGGCAAGCCAGAAUGAAAACACCAUUCUUUUUAUUUGAGUUGGCAGAGAAUCCAGCCCAGCCAGAAUCAAUAAAGUUGCAACUAUAUACAUUUGUCUAUCAGAUGUAUCAGGAGUUGGUCACCUCAGAGAAACAUCCUGUUAAUUGGCAUAAAAACUACGCAAUAGUCUGUGAGAGGAUGUUGCGGAACUCUCCACAGGAUUUAACUGGUGUUGAUCCACGAUUUCUUCUGUCAGAAACUAUCAAACAUUUUUCGCUCUAUGUGGCCAAAGCACCAGAUGACCCACAAAUAAAUGCCAUUGUUCAGGUCAUUGGGCACCUGAAGGGGGAGCAAGAAAGAGUAAGAAAACUGGAGAGGACGAGGGAAGCAUCUGAUAUCAGUGAUGAGCCACUGACUGGAAGCACUGCCUUUCCUCACUGAAUAGAUGAACAACCUCAGAAGUUAUUGACCAAUCGUAAUCGUUUUGAGUCUCGCUAAUCAGAUCACAGGAUCAUUUGCUAACAAGUCUCUCUGGUUUAAGAAUUGUGUGGACCAUGUAAUGUCGUGUUUUUUGAUUACAAAGGAUGAUGAUGAUGGGUGAAAUUGUACAUAUUGUUUUAUACUGUACUUCAUUUUAAAUGAUAAAUCAUUAAGUUAUACUUUUUAA